AUGCCCUUCGCCGUCCACCGCCGCCCGGAGCGCUGCCUCGACCACGCCGCCCCGCCUCUGACGCCGCUGGACCACAUCGCCGACGCCGGAGCGCCACCCCCACCCGGACCUCGCCGUCAUCCUCCCCUGCGUCACUACGUCCCCGGCUUCCUCCCCGCGCUCCAUUGCCCUUUCCCUACGGCCCCUGUGAGCCUCAGCCUCCUCCUCUCCUCCUUCUGUCUCGCGCACGCGCUCACGGCCACGGCAUCGUCCCGCGCGCGCACACGCCGUUCCACACGUGCACGCCGCCCGCGCACCACGUCCCCUCCCCGCGCCCGCUCGCGCUCCGCCGCGACGUCCACGACCUCCGCCCGCACCUCGCGCCUUGACCGCGCCCCGCCACGCCUACCACGCCCGCCUCCGCGUGCCUUUGCAUCCAGCCACGCCCGCGCCUCGCCACUGCUUGCCGUGGCUCGCCCACCGUCGCCCGCCUCUGCCACUAGCUCAGGCACCGCCGCCCCGUCGCCGUCCCUGGCCUCGCCCCGUCCACCGCGGCUCGGCCCCCCACUGGCCGGCGUUUUGGCUGCCGGUGCCCACGCCGCGGGCUGCGUCCGGGGCCAGCCCCGUUGGGCCUCGGGCACGGGCACCACGCCCGCACCCAGCGCCCGCACACGCUAUGGCCCCUGUGCCAAUGACAUGGGGGCCCACGCCCCAGAACAUUUAAUCCUUUCAAUUAAUGAGUGCAAGGGCCUUGACAACUCUCUUACUCGCAUCGGGUGCAAGUAUUUGCUUUGUGUGUGCAGUUACUGCUACGAGAAGUUUGUGUGA
This is a messenger RNA of Aegilops tauschii subsp. strangulata, 807 nucleotides long. Lineage: Eukaryota; Viridiplantae; Streptophyta; Magnoliopsida; Poales; Poaceae. The record is from RefSeq and is a predicted model, not a curated record.